Portunus trituberculatus (swimming crab) is the source of this 3400-nucleotide messenger RNA. Its product is annotated as protein Abitram-like. The transcript is spliced from 6 exons. Gene Ontology annotation, biological process: regulation of filopodium assembly; regulation of actin filament polymerization; dendrite morphogenesis. The coding region runs from base 433 to 1146 and encodes 237 amino acids. NCBI's taxonomy places the organism in Eukaryota, Metazoa, Arthropoda, Malacostraca, Decapoda, Portunidae. Gene Ontology annotation, molecular function: actin filament binding; actin monomer binding. The record is from RefSeq and is a predicted model, not a curated record. Gene Ontology annotation, cellular component: filopodium tip; lamellipodium; dendrite.
AGACUGUGAGAGAGACGCAUGGUGCCUGUGUUACGUGUCUUGGUGCCCCGGACUACUGGUGAGGUUAUAAAAGGACGUGGAGUGAAGAGUGAGGCUAAACUAUACGGCCAGAGGCUGAGGAGGCGAGCCAACAACAUAGUCCAGGGCGAGGAGAGCCGCAAGAAGAUCCACGCCAAGCUGAAGGAAGGAUACGACUGGAGGAAGGAGUAAAGGUGGCGUCCUGCACCCAACACAUCCUACAAUAACAAGGGGUUCAGCAACAGACACAUCCUAGUUACACAAGACAAGGGAUUUACUCAGCACUAAAAAGGGACUUGAGCUUCGGAAGUUUGUGGUCGCCAGCAGGAAACAUUGCAGCAAGCCAGGUUGUCUGUCCCUGCGCUGUUUUUGUCUCGGCUACUCCAAGUUGUUGUUUUUUUCUCUUGGCCUGCAAUGCUUCCCCCGGCCAUGGAAGGUAAGAUUGAGGACACUGUGGACCUGAAUCUGCAGUACCCAAGUGUGAGUGAACGCUACUGGACCAAAUACUACUUCAUACCAAAGGAGAAGAAGAAACCAGGUACCAAUGGGGAGGAGAAGGGAAGCACGAGGGAGGGAGGUGGAGAGACGGAGAAAAUGAUGGAGAAGGGAUGGAGAACGCGAGUUGUGUCCAGCAGGGGAGGGCACGGCAGGACACCCAAGAUGACGUACUCCAGCCUGGACAGCAGCGGCCAUGUGUGUGUGAUGGUGCACACUAACAAACUGUGCCUGGUGACCCUCUCUGCCAGACACCCUGCAUUAGCGCCCGGCCAGGAGAUCACACAGGUGAGCUAUGAAGUGGGCAAGUUUAAUCGCCUAGACAAUCAGGUGUCAGGGAAGGGGAAGCGUGGCGCACAGAUGAUGGGUCCCCAGUCACCUGUGUGCAUCAUUACCUGUGCUGACAGCUCCAGGCAUCUCGUGCUGGCUGGCGUACAUGGCAAGCUUGUGGAGGUCAAUGAGCGACUGCUGGCCAACCCCAAGCUGCUGAGUGAGAGGCCAGAUGCUGAGGGGUACGUGGCUGUCAUCCUUCCACCUAUCAAGAAUGGAGAUGGCCCACUCAGGCGCCUCAUCACCGCCGAACAGUACCAAGAAAUGUACUCCUCAGAUGUCACCUCCUCCCAUCAACUGUAGCUGCUUAGGUUUCUUGGUCAAUGCUUUGUUGGAUUUUUAUUUAUUUUUGUUAUUUAUUUAUUUUUUUUUUCAUGUUCUCAGUGUCCAGGGGGAUUUUUUGAGUCCACUUUGCCUUAUGAUUGCAGUUCAGCCUCUUAGAAUGUGAUUGUUUUUCAUCAUUGUGUAUGGUCAUUGGUUCUCUUAUGAGCCAGCUAUGAUGUUCUAUUGACAAUACUUCAGGUUGUAAGGCUCAAGUCAAGUAGCACAUUCAUUUCCACUGUAUUCAGCAUUUUUUCCUUCAGUCUCAGUUUGUCUGCCAGUCUAACAAAGCUCAAUAGAUGCAAAGACUAGAGGAAUGAGAAUGAAAGAGAAAACUUAACAGAAUUCCUCUCUAAGUCUCAUCUAUUUGCUGCCAAUUUAACAAAACUUGUUCAAUCCUCAUGUAGAGGAUUGAAUGGAGGAAGGUAAAACAGAACCCCUUCAGUCUCAUGUAUCUGCUGCCAAUCUAACAAAACUCAAUAGAUGUGAAGAUUAGAGCACUGAGAAUGAAGGAGAAAGCUAAAACAGAACUCCUCCUUUAGUCUCAUCAAUUUGCUGCCAAUUUAACAAAGCUCAGAGAUACAAAAACUGACUGAUAAUGAAGAAAGCUCAAGAAUUCCUCAUUAAGUCUCCCACCAUCACUCUGCUGCCACAACCCAUGACUCUCAAGAGCUUGGAGGAGGAGAGAGUGAGGAAAGGAAGCAGAGGAAGUGAUGCUUGACUUGACCCAGACUGCUCCACUUUGCUAUUGUUGUGCUGAGUGUAAGCCAAGCAAACUGCAGGAGUGUGGAAGCCAAGCGCUGAUAGGUUACUGCUGCUAUGUGCUGAUUUUGGAGGUUGUGUUGUUAUUUCUGAAGUUUUAGAAGGUAUUAUUGUCUGUCAGUUGUAGGUCAAGUCACUGGAGAUUGUGUUAUUUGAGAAGUUUUAGAAGGUAUUAUUGUGUCAGGUUUAGGUCAAGUCACUGGAGAUUGUGUUGUUAUUUUGGGGAAGUUUUAGGUUUUAUUUGUUGUCAGUGUCAGGUAUAGGUCAAGUUAUUGGAGGUUAUGUGUUUGAGAGGUUAGAAGGUAGUAUUCUUGUUAGUGUAAGGUUUAGGUAAACUCACUAGAGGUUGGGUUAUUAGUUGAGGUUUUAGAAGGUAGUAGUAUUGUCAUUGUCAGCUUUAGAUUAACUCCUUGGAGGUUAUCUGUUAUUUAAGGUGUCAGAAGGUAUUAUUGUCAGGUAGUGUCAAGUUUAGGUAUCUCACUGGAGGUUACAUAUUUGAGGGUUUUAGAAGGUUAUUAUUGUCAGGUAUUGUCAGCUUCAGGUUAUGUUGUUAUUCGAGAGGCUUUGAAAGGUAUUAUUGUGAGGUAGUGUCAGCUUCAGGUUAACGCAUUGUAUAUAAGUUGGUCACUGUCAUAUUGCUUAUAAUUUAUUUAUUGUUAAUGUAACUGAUUUUUGUCAAUUUAUGUUCGUGAUUGGUCUGAAGUUGUGUUAAAACACCGAUUGGUCAGAUGGUCAUCAUAACUUGGUGGUUUUCUGUGGCUAUUGAUUUAUGCAAGUGUUUUGCAGUGAUCACAUUAACGUUUGUGUCCAGUCAGUUAUAUUGAGCUCAAGAUUCUAGUUUCAGUUAUUGAGUAUGUAUUAAUUACUGUUUAAUAUUGUCAAGUCUUCAUUCAAUAAGGGAUCCUACUGAAUGGUAGCCACUCAGUACACUACAAUGAACCCAAGUUAGUGAGUUAAGGAUUUGAACCCUUUAUGGAGGACAUGAAGGCGAUGCAAGGCAGCAAUAACCAUUAGAAAACCUCCAAGUUAUGAGUCCACACAUGGUAGUUACUACUAACCUAUCAGCGCUUGGCUUCCUGUCUGAUGAUGACUCAUGUAAAUUGCUUGGCUCACCCAGAUGUGAAGAUGCAAUAGAAAGGGAGUAGGGAGAGAACAUGGAGAUGCAAUAAGAAGGGAGUAGUAGGGAGAGAACAUCAGCAAGUAAGGGUAUACAGGAGAUGCAGUAAAAGGGAGUCAGAACAUUCAUUGAGCAGGGAAAUGAAAUGUUUACAGGAAUGGAUGAUAAAUGAUUGUAUGGAUUCUAGAUGAAAUAUGAUUGUGUAUGGAUAUAAGUUGAAGUCAAGUACUUGGUUUUACUUGUUGGCUCCAAGGCAGGUCCUUUAUUUUUUGUAUUUCUGUAUAUACAAGACACUGUACAAAAAACGCCUUUAUAAAAAAAAACCUUAUAAAAAAAAUAAAUAAAAAUGAAAACAAA